AAACUAACUCAGUGAUACAAAAAAUGUGAAGAUACUGAUACAAUUGGUAGUAUGAAAUCGACGGUGGAAGCGGCUAGGUUCACGUUAUCGAGGUGCAAACCAGUUUGAACUCGUCACGCGUCUCACACCCGAUUCAAAGUUCCUAUAAUAUUUAAGAUAAAUUAAAGAACAGUACAAAAACAAAACAAAACUUAAAUACUACGAAAAAUAAAUUCAAAGCCCUAUAUAUAUCAACCAUAAAUAUCGUAAAAGAAUAUCAAGUAUAUCGCUCAAUCAAUGACGAACAAAUCGUGAAAUCGUACGGAAUCGGAUUUCGAAUCGGAGUCGUUAAUAAGAAGCAAAUCAAAUGAGACUAAUAGCCAAACGAAAUAGAUCUAUUUGCACUAAGAUUUAUUAGAUAUUGGUGCAUACAAUGUUGUGAUGGGGUGAAUCAUCAUCGCCUAAUUUCAUUGGACUCCAAUAAUGCUAACGACGGCUCUCCAAUGUCCAGCUCUGAUGUUGAAACUUUUAAUGGCAAAAUAGUUUACAAUCUUGACGGCAGCGCCUUAAUAAUCGAUGCAGGCCAUGCGACUGUGUCGUCCAGUAAUCAUUUAAGAUCAAGCUCUGCCACAACGACACCAACAGCAGCAGCAGCAGCAGCAGCAACAGCAACAGCAACAUCAACAGUUACAGCAACAGAAACAUCUACGGCUAGAGCACCCACAGAUGUACAGUCAACAGGCAUAGAGAAUCGGAGCAGGGGACAAGUUGACGUUGAGUCUGAGGCUGACGGUGCAGUUGAGGGUGGUGAUUUGGGAGUGGAUGAUACUUGCAGGGUGCCCAGACACUUGAGCCCCAGGAUUCAUUCGUUUCGCGUGGUAUCCGCCCAAGAUGCCAGCAGCCAUUGCCUGGAUGCGGUAGAUGCGUUCCAGACACAAAAUCAUAAGCCGAUAUUGAUGUGCUUCAUAUGCAAAUUGUCGUUCGGCACUGUCAACUCGUUCAGCUUGCAUGCGAAUAGCGAGCAUCAAUUGAAUCUGGUGGAGUUGGAGCAACAGCUUUUGAAUCGUGAAUAUUCGAGUGCGAUCAUUCAGCGGAAUAUGGAUGAGAAGCCGCAGAUCUCAUUUCUACAGCCAUUGGAUGUUAAGGAUGCUCUCAACAUUGAUGCCAGCGAAACGAAGCGCAUUCAGGAUCAACUAUCAGGGUCGGGCUCCAGCUCGGGCUCUGGCUCGGGUCGAGGGGAAAGCUCGGGUGCCGAGGAUGCCGUAGCUGAUGUUGAGAUGACAGAGGCGUUGCAUAGUAUUGCAACAACUGUGAAAUUUGGUUCCUUAAAUUUAGCAACAAUUAAGACUAAUGAUAAGCCAGGUGCAAGUGCAGGUGGCACACCAACUGCAAGAGGAUCAUCAGCAUCGCCGACAGAUGCAGCCGAGCCGUUGCGGGUGGCUUGCGAGGGCGCAACACGUUCGCCUACCCCUUCGCCCCAACCUCCACCUCCUCCUCCUCCUCCUCCUCCUCCCCCUCCUCCACCUUCAGGCUCAGCUGCAACUGCAGCUCUACCCAGUCCACCUUCUUCAGAUGUAAAGUCCAGUACUGAUAAUAUAGAUAGCGAUAAGUCAAACAAGCGUAGCCAAAGGUCGGAGUCAGUCGGCUCCGGAUGUGGCACUGAUUCACCCACAGCUCCACAACAGCAGCAGCCUGUGGAUGCAGAUGCUGCAACACUAACAGCGGCCGAAAUGUUGCAGCAACAUCUGCUCUCUCUGCAGCAGCAGCAACAUCCGGCCGGCGUUUAUCCACCCACAAUACAGGCCCAGGCCCAACUAAGUUCCUUUCAUGCGUCUCUCACUGCCUUGGCCAAUGAGCAGAAUGCACGAGGUGUUAAGCUACUCACAGAAUUUCUGCAGCAGCAGUUACAGCAACAGCAGCAGCAACAGCAACAGCAACAGCAGCAGCAACAGCAACAGCAACAGCAACAGCAGAAACACCUUCCGUUCCCCACACACUGCUUGGAGCAUCCCGAUUUUAAGGGUGUCGACUGCAAAACUUGUGAAUUGAUUGAUAUUCAACACCGAACCAAGUCGCCGGCUACUCCCCAGUCUCAACCCCAAUCUCAGUCGCUGCCGCAGCCUCUGCGCUCGCCCAACGGCAGCAUCUCAGCAUCUAUGCCCAUCUCGCCCACCGCCUCGUCCGUUGGCAAUACAACAGCAUCGAGCUUCACGAUUGGCGCUUGUUCCGAUCAUAUUAAUGGGCGACCCCAAGGCGUGGAUUGCGGUCGCUGCGAGAUGCUAUUGAACUCGGCUCGUCUUAACAGCGGCGUUCAGAUGUCCACGCGUAACUCCUGCAAAACUCUAAAAUGUCCACAAUGCAAUUGGCACUACAAAUACCAGGAAACUUUGGAAAUCCAUAUGCGUGAGAAGCAUCCAGAUGGAGAGAGUGCCUGCGGAUAUUGUUUAGCAGGUCAACAGCAUCCACGGCUGGCUCGUGGCGAAUCCUACUCAUGCGGCUAUAAGCCAUAUCGCUGCGAAAUUUGCAACUAUUCGACGACAACGAAGGGCAACCUAUCGAUACACAUGCAGUCGGACAAGCAUUUGAACAAUAUGCAGGAGCUGAACAGUUCGCAGAACAUGGUUGCAGUGGCAGCAGCAGCAGCAGCAGCUAGCGCCAAGCUAAUGCUGCCCAGUCCAACUCCGACCCAACCUGCACCGCCUCAAACAGCAGCAGCGGCAGCGAGUGUUGGCGCUUCAGUCAAUGCCAAUGCUGCUGCAGGUAAUGCAGCAAUAUCGAAGGAGAUAGCGACGACGGCAGCAACAUUGUCAUCGACCAAACCGAAACCGACGUUUCGCUGCGACAUCUGUAGCUACGAAACAUCGGUGGCGCGAAAUCUGCGCAUCCACAUGACCAGUGAAAAACACACGCACAACAUGGCAGUGCUGCAGAAUAACAUUAAGCACAUCCAGGCAUUAAAUUAUCUUCAGCAGCAGCAGCAGCAGCAGCAGCAGCAGCAGCAGCAGCAACCAGCAGCAACGGGCAAUUCGAGCAGCUUUAUGACAGCUGGGCCGGAGGUAGCCUUAGCUGACUUGGCUUAUAACCAAGCGCUGAUGAUACAGUUGCUGCAGCAGAAUGCCCAGGCACAGCAGCAGCAGUUGCUGCCCUCCACUGCCAGCAAAAUGUCGCCAACAAACACGGGCUCGCCGGCUAGCACGCCGGAGCAGCUGCACGCCACGUUCGCCGCCUACUCGCCAAAGCCCAUGAAGAUGCCAACGGGGAUCGGGAAUCUGGCGACUGCAACGAGCGCUGAGCUAGAGGCGCUCGACGCGUACUCGGAGAGCCAGCCGGAGCCGUGGCCCACGGCCCUAUAUAGCUGCCUGAUAUGCGAUUGCUAUAGCACCAACGAUAUGGAGGAGCUGAAUCAGCACCUGCUGCUGGACCGGUCGCGGCAGCUGUCGAGCUCCUCCACGGACAUCAUGGUCAUCCACAACAACAACUACAUUUGCCGCCUAUGCAACUACAAGACCAAUCUAAAGGCCAACUUCCAGCUGCACAGCAAGACGGACAAGCACUUGCAGAAGCUCAACUUUAUCAAUCACAUUCGCGAGGGCGGGCCGCGCAACGAGUAUAAGCUGCAGUACCAAACCCAGCUAGCGGCGAAUGUGGUGCAGGUGAAGUGCAACUGCUGCGACUACCACACGAACUCCAUUCAGAAGCUCUCGCUGCACACGCAGCAGAUGCGGCAUGACACAAUGCGCAUGAUCUUUCUGCACUUGCUGCACAUCAUACAGAAGAGUCGCAUGCAUCGUAGUUACAGGGAGUCGCCGAUGCCUAUGCCGAUGUCGAUGUCGAUGUCGAUGUCGAUGCCGAUGUCAAUGUCGAUGUCGAUGUCGAUGCCGAUGCAGUUACUCAAUGACGAUCAGCAGGAGCAGCAGCAGCAGCAGCAGCAGCAGCAGCCACAUCAACAACAACAACAACAACAACAGACAUCGCCAUCAGCAUCAUCGACGCCCCCGAAGAAAUCCCUUUGUUGUCAACUGUGUAACUUUGUUGCCAAAAAUCUGCAUGACAUGGUGCAACACGUGAAGGGCUUGCGGCACAUGCAGGUUGAGCAAUUCAUUUGCCUCCAGCGCCGUAGCGAAAAUAUGGAGAUGCUCGGACUCAACGAGGUGUUCAAGGUCACCGAACAACUGCCGCUGGCCCCCACUGAAGAUUCAAGCCUCGACUGCGGCCUCAAUUUAGCUACGACUGCUUCUGCUGGUGCAGCGACAGAAAUGGGCUUUGGAUCUUCCACGGAUGCCAAUAUAUUCUCGCCGGCCUCCGUCUCCAGCUGUGCAACUUCCAGUGGCAAGGCACAGGCGCGCGUCCCUUCCCCCUUAUCAUCAGGCUGUGCGUCGACGACUAUUUUCAAAUGUAACAUCUGCGAAUACUUUGUGCAAUCGAAAAAGGAUAUGGAGGGCCACAUCGAGGCUGCUCAUCCUAGCUCUGAGAUAGACGACUAUGUUAGUAUGCCGACAAACACGGCUGCGCUGCAAGCCUUUCAAACAGCUAUCGCAGCUGCUGCUCUAGCUGCCGUCCAGCGCUGUAGCGUCACACCCUCUUCGACGCCAACUCCAACGCCCACGACUCCAGAUGGCCGUGGUUCCGGAGUGGACAUGGAUGACUGCCCCGUUGAAAUAAAGCGCGAGCGCUUGGACGAGACCGACGAAGCGCCUGGAGCUGAGGUAAAGGAAGACGCCAAGAGCGCGAACGAGAAGCUGCCCAAGUCGGGUGUCUCAUGUCCACUGUGCUUGGAGAGCGGAUAUAACGAAAAAUCAUCACUGGAAACGCAUCUGAUGAGCGUGCACAGUGUGACGCGAGACGGACUCGCUCGACUCCUGCAGCUGGUCAAUCACAAGGCGUGGCGUCCUCUUAAAGACACUGAUCCGACGACGACGACGACGAUGACGACGACGACGACGACAACAAUGGGAGCUGACGACAGCAAAGGAGCGAUGGGUGAUGCCACGCCCACAGCUACGCCCACACCCACAGCUGUCUCAACGGGCGUUAUGCAGGGCCUGGCGUGCCAGCAGUGCGAAGCGAACUUCAAGCACGAAGAGCAGCUGCUGCAGCACGCGCAGCAGGCGCAGCAUUAUCCAAUGCAAAGCGGCGAAUACCUUUGUUUGCUUGUUAACCACCAUAGUCGGCCGUGCUAUAUGACCUUUGGUAGCUUGUCCGCAAUGACUGGGCACUUCAAGGACUCGCACAUGAGUCUGGUCAUCUCGGAGCGGCACGUCUAUAAGUACCGCUGCAAGCAGUGCUCCCUGGCAUUUAAGACGCAGGAAAAGCUUACCGCUCACAUGCUCUACCACAGCAUGCGAGAUGCAACCAAGUGCUCGCUGUGCCAGCGCAAUUUCCGCAGCACUCAGGCACUGCAGAAGCACAUGGAACAGGCGCACCCGACUGAAUGCUCGCCCGUCACGAGCAGUCCUGGGGACAUGUCACCUAGUCCGUUGUACGGUGCCAGCGGGAUAGACAAGCCACCAGCCGAGUCAAAUGUUUUUGAUUUUACUACCACACGAGCCAGUGAAACAGUGGCCAAGGCGAAUGAGACUGGAGCAAAGCAGUCGCCGCAGCGCCUAACCUCGCCAUUGCCCCUAGACGUACAUGCGAAGGAAGCAGCUUCGAGCUCUCAGUUGCUGUCGCCAAGCGCGCUAGACGAGCCUUCGGCAACGGAGCAGCAUCAGCACUUUGCAGCUUUAACUGCUGCGCUGCUCAAACAGCAACAGCAGCAGCAAGAGGCAGCGGAUGACCAGCAAUUGGCGAUCUCAAGUGGCGAACUGCAUCAGCUACAGUUGCAGCUGCAGGCGCAGCAAGACAAGGCUCAUCAGCAGCAGCAGCAGCAGCAGCAGCAGCAGCAGCAAUCAGCUCCAUUCGUUAACAUCACUCCGCAGUCCUUUCAAGGACUUCAGAGCAUACAGAGCUUGCAGCAAAUACAGCAGCAAUUGAAUGUUGCAGCAGCGGGCUCAGGGAUGCCUAUUAAUCCGGUGGACAUGCUCAAUCUGAUGCAAUUCCACCACUUGAUGUCACUGAACUUUAUGAACCUGGCACCGCCAUUGAUAUUUGGGGGCAAUGCUACAGCUGGAGCCGCUGGAGCAGCAGCAGUAGCCGCAGCAGCUGGAGUUGGCGGAGUCCAGAACAAUGGCAUUGGCUCCGGCCAAGCAGCUGCAGCUGGCAGCUCCGAGCGCCAGUCAAAGAGCUCAGGCGCUACAGCAGGCGGCAGCCUGGCAGCGGAUGCCACCAGCAUCAACCUCAUUCCACCCAACAACACUCAGCAGCAACUGAGCAGCAACCAGAAGCGCGCUCGCACUCGCAUCACCGACGACCAACUGAAGAUAUUGAGAGCUCAUUUCGACAUAAACAAUUCGCCCAGCGAGGAGAGCAUUAUGGAAAUGUCCCAGAAGGCCAAUCUUCCAAUGAAGGUUGUUAAGCACUGGUUCCGCAACACGUUGUUUAAGGAACGACAGCGCAACAAGGACUCGCCGUACAACUUCAAUAAUCCGCCGUCGACUACUCUUAAUCUAGAGGAAUAUGAGCGUACUGGACAAGCAAAGGUGACCUCUUUAGCUCCAGCGGAUGCUCCAGUGGCGCCAACUUCAGCGGCAGCAGUAGGAGCAGCAGCUGCAGCCAGCAACAACCUAAUAGCAACAACAUCGUUACCAGCGGCAACGGCAACAGCAACUGCAACAGAUCUGAGUAGCAACAGCAACAUAAGUGAUUUUUUUAAAGCGCAAGUUAUUGACAUGAUGCCCACUCAGGCGGUAGCCGAGCAGGUAAACGCAUUGCCAUUGGAGGUGGAAAUCAAAUCUGAGCCGCACGACGACAACCUCGACUUCUUUCACAAAAGUCAAUGCCAGCUUAAGCAGAAUCAGCAUCAGCAGGAGCAGGAGCAGCAGCAGCAGCAGCAGGAGGAGCAGCAGAAAGAACAGCAGGUGUUUCAGUUUCUGAGCCAACAGCAACAAAUGGAGACAGCAGAGUCGCUGAUGCCACACCUCGGUAUGGACAUGCAUGAUAACCCAAUGCAGCAGCAGUCAGCCGGACACCAUCACAGUCAACUGCAACAGCAACAGCAACAGCAACAGCCGCAGCAGCAACAGCAAACGAAUUGCUUUGAAACGAAGUCGGAGAGUGGAAGCUCGGAUGUGCUAUCAAGACCGCCGACGCCGAAUAGCAUUGCACCCGGCAAUUUGUAUAGUAGCAUGAACGAUUUACUUAGUCAGCAGCUGGAGAACAGUGGCAGCAAUAUGGGACCGCCGAAGAAAUUGCAGAUAUCUGGUAAAUCAUUUGAGAAGCUAGCGGGAACGAGCUCAUCGUCAGGCGACCGGGCUUUGCCGACAGCGCAAGUUUGCUUGGAGAGCAACUCAUCGAACUCAUCGAACUCCUCGUCCUCAACAUCCGGCGGCAAGCGCGCGAAUCGCACGCGCUUCACGGACUAUCAAAUCAAGGUGCUGCAAGAGUUUUUUGAGAACAAUUCGUAUCCGAAGGACAGUGACUUGGAGUACCUAAGCAAGUUGCUGCUACUGUCGCCACGGGUAAUUGUUGUGUGGUUCCAGAACGCACGACAGAAGCAGCGCAAAAUCUAUGAGAAUCAGCCGAACAACUCCCUGUAUGAAAGCGAGGAGACUAAGAAGCAGAAUAUCAACUACGCCUGCAAGAAGUGCAGUCUGAUAUUUCAGCGCUACUACGAGCUGAUACGCCAUCAGAAGAAUCACUGCUUCAAGGAGGAAAACAACAAGAAGUCGGCCAAGGCGCAAAUUGCAGCUGCGCAAAUCGCUCAUAAUCUUAGCUCAGAGGACUCCAAUUCCUCUAUGGAUAUACAUAAUCACCAGGCAACUGGAAGCCUGGGUCAAAACGUGGCGGCUGCUGUUGCUGUGGCUGCAGCAGCAGCAGCCCACUCGGCACACUCUGCUCAUUCGGCUCAUUCGGCUCAUUCGAGCUCACAGCCAUUUGGAUCAUCUCCAUCGCCGCAGCAUCUAUUUAGCAAGGCCUCAUCGCUAACUGACUUUAGUCCAUCGACGACACCAACGCCACCGCAGAGGGAGCGCAGCAAUAGUCUGGACCAGCAGCGCUUGCCAAAAUUUGAUUGUGAGAAGUGCGAAAUGCAGUUCAAUCAAUUGGAGUCACUGCGUGAGCAUCAGCUCAUGCACUUGAUGAGUCCGGCUCUCUUUUCUGCCAGCAGCCAUCAGCCGGCCAGUCAGUCUGAAGCAGCUUAUGGCCCCUUUGGCAGUAUAUUGCAGGGGCUGCAGCAAGCAGCACAGCAGCAGCAGCAGCAGCAGCAGCAGCAGAAACAACAAGAGCCGCCAGCAAAGAAAAGAAAAUGCUCUGAAAGCUCUUCAAAUGCUGAGGAGGUAUCAAUGGGAGAGUUUGAGACUACUCAAAAGAAAUACGAGUUCCUAUAUCAAUACUUUAUGCAGAACGAAGCCAGCGCAGAGCUUAAGCAACAAUUUCUACUUCAGCAUCAGCUGCAGCAGCAGCAGCAGCAACAGGGAAAUGAAACGGACUUGGAGCUAGAGUUCUUGAGCGAUUUCUAUCAACAAAGAGAACUGAAGAAGGUCAAUAGCUAUGAUUUUUUAUUGCAAUACUAUCGAAAAAAUGAGGAUGGAUUGAAGCAGCAUAAUCAGCAACUGUCAUUUAGCGCCAGCAAGAAGCCCACAAUUGAAUUCCUGUUGCAAUACUAUCAGCUGAAUGAAUCUAAGAAGUUUUUUCAGUUAGCCGCCUCGCCCCAAACCAAGUCUCAGCCGUCGUCGCAGCAGCCGAACGCGACGACGGAUGAACCAAACACAUUGAUCGGCUUACAGGAGCAGCAGCAGCUGCAAGAGAAAAAGGUUAAGGUGGAGCAAACUGAGCACCUGGAGGAGGUGCAGGAGAAUUGCAUCGAUCCAGACGGAACUCAAGGCUGUCCAGCUGAUGCGAAUGAUCUUCUGCCGCCCGACGAGAAGCUCAACAACAACCAUAUCAACAUAAACAUCAACGAAGCUCAACGCAUGCUGAGCAGAGAUACAAAGGAAAAUGAUGUCAUUGAGCGUCGUGACAUGGCCCUGGAGCAACUGAACCAGUCGAAUGAACCAAUCAAUGGAGACAAGCAGAAAUCGCUCAACGACAAGCCGCAGUAUUUUCAAAACCUCGAAGACUUCCUCGACGCAACAAUGAUUGAGAACAAUUCGCAAAUGCUAACAUUCAAUGACGACGAGAAUCCAAGUCCUAGAGUUGAGAGUAUCAAGUCCAAUGAUUGUUUGCCCCUGGACACGACAUCAGUGCAGCUCAGUGCGCCUUCCAAGCAGAACAAACGGCUGAGAACAACAAUACUUCCAGAUCAAUUGAACUUCCUGUACGAGUGCUACCAGACCGAGUCGAAUCCCAGCCGUAAAAUGCUUGAGGAGAUUUCCAAAAAAGUCAAUCUUAAAAAACGUGUCGUGCAAGUUUGGUUUCAGAACUCUCGAGCUAAAGAUAAGAAAUCGAGGAAUCAGCGACAAUAUGCGCACAUUUCGGAUGACAACAACAGCUUUGACGGAUCCAGUGGCAAGGAGGUUGGCAACAACAGCAAUAACAGCAACAAUGGAUGUCUUGGUGGUGCUGGCAUCAAGUCAACCAAGACUCUAGCAUUGAGCCAAGAGGGCAACGACCAGCAGCUGCAAGAUUGCCAAUUGUGCCAAAUACCACAGGUGAAUAUGCAUAAGCAUGCAUUCAGCGUGGAGCACAUCUGCAAGAUGAAGGACCUGCUUGAGCAGACCAGCGAGCUAUAUGCCCACAGCAAUGCCAGCGGCAGCGACAACGACAACGAGAGCGACAGGGACAGGGAGAGGCGCUUCUACAGCCUCUCAAAGGCAUUUCUACUGCAGCACGUCGUAUCGAAUGCGAGCAAUAAUAUUGCACCCAUCGCCUCAACUGGGCAACUGGGCGAUGAGAACAAUUGCUUACUGAACUACGACCCGAGUGCAUCGGUGUCCGCUGUAGAUGAUUCGGCGGCAGAUGGGCGACCGGCUGCGUCAACUGCGAUGGGCCAUCGUCACCUGGCCGGAGACAUCGCCGUAUCCGUGAAAGACAACGACGUCGACAUGCCAGAGGCUGGCCGAAAGAAUUCGUCGGCCAAUCGAGAUCUAAUGCAACAACUAUUCAAUCGCAAUCACAUUACUGGUAAGAUUUGCGAAAUCACAUGGAUCGCCCCAGCGGAAAUAUAAAUUAUAUUAUUAUUAUUAUUAUUA
Molecule: messenger RNA, 10205 nt
Organism: Drosophila mojavensis
Lineage: Eukaryota; Metazoa; Arthropoda; Insecta; Diptera; Drosophilidae
Gene: zfh2
Product: zinc finger protein 2
Exons: 11
Coding region: 483-10181 (3232 amino acids)
Biological process (GO): regulation of transcription by RNA polymerase II
Cellular component (GO): nucleus
Molecular function (GO): DNA-binding transcription factor activity, RNA polymerase II-specific; RNA polymerase II cis-regulatory region sequence-specific DNA binding
Source: RefSeq, a predicted model, not a curated record